Messenger RNA from Encephalitozoon hellem ATCC 50504, 471 nucleotides. Its product is annotated as putative V-type ATP synthase subunit. The coding region runs from base 1 to 471 and encodes 156 amino acids. Gene Ontology annotation, molecular function: proton transmembrane transporter activity. Gene Ontology annotation, cellular component: proton-transporting two-sector ATPase complex, proton-transporting domain. Gene Ontology annotation, biological process: proton transmembrane transport. NCBI's taxonomy places the organism in Eukaryota, Fungi, Microsporidia, Unikaryonidae. The transcript has a single exon. The record is from RefSeq and is a predicted model, not a curated record.
AUGGAGGCAGGAAGUGACAGUGACACACCCUUCUCAAUCGUCUCCAUAGGCCUUGCUGUUGAGAUAGCUCUUGCAGUUUAUGGCGCAUGUGAAGGCAUGGCCUCUUCGGGUGGUGCAUCGAUUCUAUGCAGUCAGAAUAGAUCCAUACUCGGGCCCACAUACUUCAUCAUGAUAAUGGUGUCAACAAUAUUUUUCAGUAGCUUUCUUGUUGCCUUGAUCAUUGCAACAAAUAUAGACGAAAAGCUGGACAUGGGAAGGAGUAUCUCAUAUCUCUCUGCAUCCUUAAUGGUGGGAAUCACGGCUGCAAUAUCGGGAAAGGUUUGCUCGGCACUAGGCAAGAGGGGAUUCAGGAUUCUGUCGGAAAAGCCCUCCUUUCUCCCAAUCCUGAUCAUCCUAUUCGGCAUGAUAGAGUUUGUUAUAAUUGUUGUUCUUUCCUGUGCCUUAUUAAUGGUAUACCAAACACGAGAUUAA